AUGCUCUUUCGCUGCUUGGACGUCGAGCAGGAUCACCACCGGCCCAGCCUCUCCUUGACAGAGAUAGGCUUCCUGGACAACUGGGAGGCGUCGGCGUCGGAGUCGGAGGAGGAGCCCGAAGAGCGACGCCGCGCCGAAAGCUCUCGGAAGGCGCGCCAGACCUCCGCCCGCCCUCCCCGCCCCGCUGGCGCCGGCACCGCGGGCGCGGCGCUGCCGGAGCUGCGGUCCAGGUCGCAGCCGGAGCGGGACAGGCCCACGGGGCCGGACCUCACGGCGAUCCUGCGCGGCCCUGAGCCGCCGCAGCCGCCCAGACCGCCGCGGCCACGGAAGGACCCAAGACAGGAGCAUGAGCAAUGGGUGCAGCAACGGGAGCAGGAAGUGCAGAGCGUCUAUCGAGUGGCUUCGGAACGCCAGGUCAACAGUUCGGAGGUGACAAAGCGUUUGUACCAUCCGGAAGUUCGAGAUCCAAAGACAGGCGUGCCCAGCUGGUUGCACUCCCUGCGCGAGGUCACGCGCUCGAGGAGUGAGGCGCUGCUGCCCCGGCGCCCGGGCGACGCGUCCCGCGACGUGUCCCGCGGCACGUCCCGCAACCCGUCCCGCGGCUCAGCGUCGAGGGCUCGCGAGGCGGAGUCUCCGACGGAUCCCAUCUAUCGCUACGGCAGUCACGGCACGGUGGUGGCGCCCUUCCACCUCAACGAGCUCAAUCUGCAGCCUCUGCAGGGGGAGGAGAUGUCCAGGCGUGGCUGA
Molecule: messenger RNA, 747 nt
Organism: Durusdinium trenchii
Lineage: Eukaryota; Dinophyceae; Suessiales; Symbiodiniaceae
Source: the annotation of a GenBank genome assembly